CAAAAAAACCCCUGCACUGGGAAACAGAAACUCUUCCUUCCCUGGAUCCUGAGGAUGAUGAAAGCGAGGAUGAGCUAUCUGCUGUGCAGAAACGGAAAAGAAACCAGCUGCCCUUUUAUAUGGAGCUGUAGUACUUAGUAGAAGGCAGAGGGAGAGGCUGCCUGGAGAGUGCCUGCAGCCCUGCUCUGAGCGCCUUGACUCACACAGCAGCCAGUCACACAGCAGCCAUGAGUACCACCAGGAAGGAGUCAUUGGAGAGCAGUCUACGGCAGCUAAAAUGCCAUUUCACCUGGAACCUGAUAGCAGAAGAUGAAUCCUUGGAUGAGUUUGAGGACAGGGUGUUUAACAAGGAUGAGUUUCAGAACAGUGAGUUUAAAGCCACCAUGUGCAACAUAUUGGCCUAUGUAAAGCAUCGCAGAGGUCUGAAUGAGUCGGCGCUGAAAUGCCUAGGGGAAGCCGAAGACUUCAUCCGGCAACAGCAUCCUGACCAAGUAGAAAUCAAAAGUCUGGUCACUUGGGGAAACUACGCUUGGGUCUACUAUCACAUGGGCCAGCUCUCAAAAGCUCAGGCUUAUCUGGAUAAGGUGAAAGAGGUCUGCAAGAAGUUUUCCAGUCCCUACAGGAUUGAGAAUCCUGCGCUUGACUGUGAGGAAGGGUGGGCCCGAUUAAAGUGUACCAAGAACCAAAACGAGAGAGUGAAGGUGUGCUUCCAGAAGGCUCUGGAAAAGGACCCGAAGAACCCAGAAUUCACCUCUGGAUGGGCCAUUGCGAACUACCGUCUAGAUGACUGGCCAGCAAAGAAUGACUAUAUUGACUCUCUGAAGCAAGCCAUUAGUCUGUCUCCUGACAACACUUACAUUAAAGUCCUCUUGGCACUGAAGCUUGAUGGGAUGUAUGAAAAACAAGCAAAGGAGCUAGUUGAAGAAGCCUUAAAGAAAGACCCAAGUGCAAUAGAUACACUGCUCAGUGCGGCCAGGUUUUAUUACAAGAUACAUGACACAGACAGAGCCAUACAGUUGCUUAGAAAGGCUUUGGAAUCCCUGCCAGACAAUGCUUAUGUGCAUUACUAUAUUGGAUGCUGUUACAGGGCAAAAUUCUUUCAAAUAGACACAAGGGAAAGGGCAUUUAAUGGAGAUAGGAAGAAGAUAGAGGAACUAAUGCAACUAGCACUGAAUCACUUACGGAAAGCAGAGGAAAUCAAGGAGAUGAUUGAAAAUUCCUGUAGCUUCCUUGCUGGUCUUUAUGUUAUAAAAGGGCAGUAUGAAGAAGCUGAUUAUUACUUCCAGAAAGAAUUCAACAAGGACCUCCCUCCUGGCCCUAAACAGUUACUCCACCUUCGGUAUGGCAACUUUCAGUUUUUUCAAAUGAAGCGUGAAGACAAGGCUGUCUACCAUUAUAUGGAGGGUGUGAAAAUAAAGAGGAAAACAAAGCCAAGAGAAAAGAUGAGAGAGAAACUCCAAAGAAUCGCCCGAAGGCGGCUUUAUAAAGAUGAGUCUGAUUCUGAAGCCUUGAGCAUCUUGGCAUUUCUUCAGGAGAACAGAGAAGGUCAGCAAGCUGAUGAAGAUAUGGAGUCUGUAAACCAGGUCCUUUCAGCAUCUCUGGAUGAAGCAGGUGCUGAAUACAAGUGAUGUGGUACCCAGCUUACUGCUGGAAGGGGAAAGAAGACCCUAACCAAAUUGCCAUUCACAAUACUUAACCACUUCCUGGACCAAGCCUGGACUAUCAUACUGACUAGAGUAUUGGUCAGGAUGGUGGGGAACCCUGCUACCAGAUUUUAGCACCUGAAUUCCUGGAUCGUGGAGUGGUCUGAGAGAGGGACCAGAUGAGGAGAUAGAGGAGGGGAUAGACGCAGGAUCUUGGCAAACAUCCCAGAACUCUUUCUAUUUCUUUAAAAUAGUUUCCACAGUAGCAAUUCUUUAAUCACCCCCCACCCAGUGGAGGCUUGUCUUGGGCUUGUUUCUGAAUUUAUGUAAAGCAGCCAAAUUCCUCACAUGGGAGAGUGUUCCAUCCUUGAAUUAUUUUAGAUAUUUUAGAUAUUUAGCCUUGUUCUACAUAGAUGACAAUGUCCAUCAAAAAGCUGAGGAGCCAGGGUCUGAGGCUCAGGACUGUAAUCCUAGCACUUGGAAACUGAGACAGGAGGAUUACAGUGAGUUUGAGGUCAACCUGAGCAUGACCUGGAAGGAGGUGGCAGUGGUGGUGGUGGGUGGUGAGAAUUAUACAUGUAAAUAUUUAAUGCUUAUGUACAUUACCUUGUUAGUUUGAGUGCAUACAUGUCUACAUAACCACUAAUAUCACACACAUAAAAACACAGAAGGUGUUUUUGCUUUAUUGAAUAAUUUUGCUUUAUUGAAUAAUUUUAAGACUUACAAAAUAAUGUUCAAUAUUAGUUGAGCUCAAAAUAGAAAUUCAAUAGUGACUCCCAGGUCUAAAAACAAACAACAAAAGCUAUGGGACCCAAUCACUCCUCCAAUUUACCAGCCCGUCCUCAAUCUAUGGUGUCCCAUAUACAUGAGGUCAACUGUUCCAUUAGCUCAGAUGGUAGCAGGAUUGGAAAAACUGAGAACAGGGGAAGUCAGAAGGCUCCUAUCUGCGUAAACCAGUAGACUCAGGCAGCUACAACGCCCGACCUCCGGGAGGCAUGAGGAGAUGUCUCCCCACUCUGCCUUCCUAGGACUAUGUUGUUGUAUGAAAAAAAGGGGGAUUCUGUCUACCACCAUGACAAUUCAUAUAAACAUUUAUUUCAAGCGUGUGGAAACCUCAGUGGGGACGAAGGGAUUGCUGAUUUAUACUUGAUGAUUAUAAACUCUCGAGGAAAACGAUUAUAGUCACUGUUAGGAAGAUCUGCCUGUCAAACGAAUACUUAUUUUAUUCAGAAAUGGUAUAAUGAACUUAUAUUGCAGAUGCCAGGAAGGCAGCUGCUCGGAAGAACAACUUGGACUGAAGCUUGGGUCGAGGGACUUAGAAAUGUCGUGGGUACUGGAAUUGAGUUUUUCUUCCAUUAGCAAUGUGACACACCAGGGGAUAUAAAUAAUUCUUUCAGCUCUGAAAAAACUACAGAAACACCAAAAACUUGAUAAUUGCCAUUUCCGAGGUAGAUCUUGAAGGCCUUAAAUGUUAUAUUGGUGUGAAUCGACAGUCAAGUGGCCCAGUAUGACACUGUCAGCCACACUCUGGGAUACAAAGAUGUUUCCCUACUGGGAUCAGCUUGCCUUUAUGUAUAUAUUAACAUUUUAUUCACCAAUCAAAACAUACACGACUCAUAAACUGUUAAAAUUAAACAUUCUAACAGAUGUAACAAUGUUCCAUGAUAUAUUAAAAAUGAAAAUGUUCUGUAUGCACUAAGUUCAUUGAUAUUCACCAUUUGAAUUUCUGGAAAAAUAAUAAACUGUUUAUAAAUAACAU
Molecule: messenger RNA, 3402 nt
Organism: Mastomys coucha (southern multimammate mouse)
Lineage: Eukaryota; Metazoa; Chordata; Mammalia; Rodentia; Muridae
Gene: Ifit2
Product: interferon induced protein with tetratricopeptide repeats 2
Exons: 3
Coding region: 228-1628 (466 amino acids)
Biological process (GO): defense response to virus
Cellular component (GO): cytosol
Molecular function (GO): protein binding
Source: RefSeq, a predicted model, not a curated record